AUGUCCGCGCAGUCCCAGCAGUUCAAGGAGGAAAUGGAGUCCGCUUGGGCAUACAUAGACGAGAACUUCGACCCAGAGCUCCUAUUUGGAAAGGUCGGCUACCAGUUCGUUCUGUCCCAUGCCAUCCGCUCUUCGACACACCCGCUGGUGACGGGGGUCACGCUCAUUGCAGCCAUGGCGCCGCUGACCAAUGGGGCCAACAUCAAGACGUUCCCAGGAUCGCCCACGCAGCUCAACGUUGUUGCUGUCCUAACCAACUUUCCUCAGACACGAAAGUCUCAGAUGACCAAGCUGGCGAAAGAGAUCGGCGACUGUCUGGACGCGAAGAUCCUCGCCAAGCUCGAGGCCAAGGUCGCCGAGGAGUUGGAGGCGCGCAACCGCCCAGUGGACAUCGGUGGUCCGGGCGCGCCGCCGAAGGCCCCCCCUCGCGUGGCCAGCGCAGUGUUGGCCUCGUUCACCCCUGCCAAGUUCUUCGAGAAGAUGAGCGGUGAUGCGCAGCAGCUUGAUAAUGCUGAAGAUGUCGGCCUUCCCUCGCUGCUCGGGAGCGUCCACCUUGGCCGGCUCGCGAAUGCCGAUGAGGUAUAUGCGCCCUUCGCCGCCUUCGGCUUGAUCCGCGACGACUCCCAUCGCUCGUCCACCAAUGCCCAGACGGUGAACGAGCACGCUGGGACCCUCAAUCGCCUGCUGCAGUGGGGGGAGUGCCCGCGCGCAACAAAGAGCUCAGGAUCCUACGGGGGAGGUCUCACGCCAGCGGUGUCCCUCGCCUGGCUGGGCAACAUCCACCCAGAGAUCGCCGUCCCGAUGGACAGGGGCGCUCUGGGCAGCCACGCGGGGGCUACCAAAGAGCGCAUGUUCUUCUACACGGGCCGCCCAGAGCCUCCUCACAGUGCCCUUCCAGAUGCGUAUGAGCUGCCCGAGAACCACGCGUGGGCAGAGCUGGACGUGGACAUGGCCGUGCUGUCCGGCAUGAAAGAGCUCAUCGGGGACCCCGAGGCUGCGGAGCAGGCGCAGUUGCCCAGGGCGCGCGCCCAUGCGGACGAAGCGCCAGAAGAAGGCGGGGACCGCUCCGUUCGGUACCGCCCUGACGCGGAGGGGUUCCUCUUCACGAUGCCGGACGGCGUGCCCAGUCGCCUGCGGUAUUGCUGGGCCAACGACGAGUGGGUGGCCGAGUAUCGCAUCGGCAACAAGAACAUCCCGCUGCCUCCAUCGCACGAGAUCGCGGCAGCGGCGGAGCGAGUUUCCACUCUCUUCUCGAAGGCGGGGGAGACUGUGACGUUGUCCGAGGUUGCCGCGAAACUCAUGCGCAGCGUCAGUACCUUCGCCUCGGUCAAAGCGUCUUUGGCCGUGGAGGAAGGGGGCACUGUGACCAGCGCGCGCUGGGGGAUUGCCCCUUGGAAAGCGAGCGUAUUGACUGGCUUGCUGUUCGCUUUCGACUCAUUUGUCGGACAGGCGCCCGCUGCCAGGCCAGACCCCGCAGGUGCGCUGGUCGCCACGCGGGAGCAGGUGGAGCGCGCCAAGCGCUUGCUGGCCUUGCUCGAGGGCGCGCGGGAGCAGUGGCUUGACGCCACCGAUGAGGAGCGCGCGAAGUCGGUUCUGCGCAUGAGCCAGCAGGGCGCCGACUUCUUGGCUGGCCUGCCCGCCGGGUUCGACCUGGAGCAGGGGCAGCCGUCGGGGCUCGCCGGCGCAGAGCCAUCUGGGGCGCCAGCCGCAACGGCGCGGCCGCCAACGAAGCGAGCCCGCGCGCAGAGCGCCGAGCCGCCGGCCUCGGCGCAGAGUUCGCGACCAGCCGCCAGUGCCGCCAGCCCGGCGGAUGCCGUCGCCGGGGGCGCCGAUCGCGGCGCCCGCGAGGCCGCCCUGCUUGCGCCGCUGGAGGCCCAGGCGAUCGCGCCAGGCGCGCAGGCCCAGGGGACGCCGCCAUCCGCCCAGCCUGCGCCGCCAGGAGCCCUGCCGAGCGCGCCAGCUGGCCCGCGGCCCGCGGAGGCGCCGCCUGCUGCCACCGAGCCCAAGCAGAUCACAGACGGCGCGCCAAUGACCAGAGGCUACGGCCCCCGCGGCGGCACAGUGCAGGCGUUCGCCGAGGGCCAGGGCGAGGCGUGGAAGACGGACCGCGACAUCGUCCGCUACACGCUGCAGCGGGGCAAGGGGGUGGUCAAGUGCUCCGAGAUUUGCGGGAACUUGCGCCGCGAAGCGAUGGUGAACGGCAGGAAGAAGCGCUUGGGCUUGCCCCAGAAAGUCUGGGAGGACGUGAUGGCCGCUGCCUUGGCGCAGUGCCCUGUCGGCGACUUGCUCGAGGUGGGCACGCCGAGAUCCAGGGUUCAGUGGCGCGCGCCGCCGUCGGCGGCGGCCGGGCGCGAGGCCAUGGUCAAGUGGCACAAUCUCCUGGUGGACAUGUGCAGGCUUACAGGCCGCGAGGUGAGGGCCCUCUUGCAGCGGGCCCAGGCCCCCGCGGCAAGCGGGUAG
This is a messenger RNA of Prorocentrum cordatum, 2460 nucleotides long. Lineage: Eukaryota; Dinophyceae; Prorocentrales; Prorocentraceae. The record is from the annotation of a GenBank genome assembly.